GCCGCCAUGUUGGGGGGUGUGCGCGGGGGAGCGCAGAGUGGAGCUGCUCCCGCCGGCCGGCAGCAGUAGCCGUAACCCCAGCGCCGCCGCCGCCGCCCGAUGGGCGGGAGGAGGGAGCCUGCCGCGGCUGCCCGUCGCCUCUGAAGCCGGGGAAUGCGUAGCGGCUGCCCGGUGAGGAGGAGGAGGAGAGCCGGGACAUGGUGCCGUUCGCUCCGCUGGAGGAGGCGGAGGAGCCGGAGCCCUGCCACAAAAUGGAGCUGUACGUGAGCGGCGGCGAGCUAAAUGGCCUUAAAAUGGCAGAUGAGCCUAUGGAAGAAGGUGAACCAUAUUCCUACCAUGAUGAAGGAAGUGUGAAAGAAAUUCCUAUCACACAUCAUGUGAAAGAAGGAUGUGAGAAAGCAGAUCCAGCACAGUUUGAACUACUUAAGGUUCUUGGACAGGGAUCAUUUGGAAAGGUCUUCCUCGUACGGAAAAUAAUUGGUCCUGAUGCUGGGCAACUUUAUGCAAUGAAAGUAUUGAAAAAAGCUUCUUUAAAAGUUCGGGAUAGAGUUCGUACAAAAAUGGAGAGAGAUAUAUUAGUAGAAGUAAAUCAUCCAUUUAUCGUCAAACUGCACUAUGCCUUUCAGACUGAAGGGAAGCUAUAUUUAAUAUUGGAUUUUCUCAGGGGAGGAGAUGUAUUCACACGAUUAUCCAAAGAGUUCUUAUUAGGUUAUGUUUACAGAGGAAGAUGUGAAAUUCUACCUCGCAGAACUGGCCCUUGCUUUGGAUCACCUUCACAGCUUGGGAAUUGUAUACAGGGACCUGAAGCCAGAAAAGUAAACAUUUUGCUUGAUGAAGCAGGACAUAUCAAGUUAACAGACUUUGGACUCAGCAAAGAAUCAGUAGAUCAAGAGAAGAAGGCCUAUUCUUUCUGUGGUACUGUAGAAUACAUGGCACCUGAAGUAGUAAACAGGCGAGGGCACAACCAGAGUGCUGACUGGUGGUCCUUUGGUGUUCUCAUGUUUGAAAUGCUUACUGGUACACUACCAUUUCAAGGUAAAGAUCGAAAUGAAACUAUGAAUAUGAUACUGAAAGCAAAACUUGGAAUGCCUCAGUUCCUCAGCCCUGAAGCACAGAGUCUUCUGAGGAUGUUGUUUAAAAGGAACCCAUCAAAUAGAUUAGGAGCUGGUUCAGACGGAGUUGAAGAAAUCAAAAGACAUCCUUUUUUUUCUACUGUUGACUGGAAUAAACUGUUCAGAAGAGAAAUUCAACCCCCAUUUAAACCCGCUUCUGGAAAGCCAGAAGAUACCUUUUGUUUUGAUCCAGAAUUCACAGCAAAAACACCAAAAGAUUCUCCAGGAGUCCCACCUAGCGCAAAUGCACAUCAGCUCUUCAAAGGAUUUAGUUUUGUUGCAACUACUACUGUAGAAGAUCAUAAAAUAUCACCGCUCACCAAUAUACUGCCAAUAGUACAGCAACUUCAUGGAAACAGCGCACAGUUUACUGAUGUAUACGAACUGAAGGAAGAUAUUGGUGUUGGUUCCUACUCUGUUUGCAAGCGAUGUAUACACAUAGCCACAAAUAUGGAGUUUGCUGUAAAGAUAAUUGAUAAAAGUAAGAGGGAUCCCUCAGAAGAGAUUGAGAUCCUCAUGCGUUACGGACAACAUCCAAAUAUUAUUACUUUAAAGGAUGUGUAUGAUGAUGGUAGAUAUAUAUACCUUGUCACUGAACUGAUGAAAGGAGGAGAGUUGCUUGAUCGAAUUCUCAGACAGAAGUUCUUCUCGGAACGAGAGGCUAGUGCUGUAUUAUACACUAUAGCCAAGACUGUGGACUACCUGCACUGCCAAGGAGUAGUGCAUCGAGACCUUAAACCUAGUAAUAUUUUAUAUACGGAUGAUUCAAAUAAUGCUGAUUCUAUCAGGAUUUGUGAUUUUGGAUUUGCAAAGCAACUUCGAGGAGAAAAUGGACUACUUCUGACUCCGUGCUACACUGCAAACUUUGUGGCACCAGAGGUUCUCAUGAGACAGGGAUAUGAUGCUGCUUGUGACAUAUGGAGCUUGGGUGUUCUUCUUUACACAAUGUUGGCAGGCUAUACUCCAUUUGCCAAUGGCCCUAAUGAUACUCCAGAGGAGAUCCUGGUACGGAUAGGCAGUGGAAAAUUCUCUUUAAGUGGAGGCAACUGGGACACUGUUUCAGAUGCAGCAAAGGACUUGUUAUCCCAUAUGCUUCAUGUAGAUCCACAUCAGCGGUAUACAGCAGAGCAAGUAUUAAAACAUUCGUGGAUAGCCUGUAGGGACCAGUUGCCACAUUAUCAACUAAACAGGCAAGAUGCACCACAUCUAGUAAAGGGAGCCAUGGCUGCUACAUAUUCUGCACUGAAUCACAAGACAUUUCAGCCAGUGUUAGAGCCUGUUGCAGCUUCCAGUUUAGCUCAGCGACGGAGCAUGAAAAAGCUAACAUCAACAGACUUAUAGAUCCACUGGGACACCUUAGCAAACAGAAGCAAGGGGAAAAUCCAAUAAGUGGCUCUAUUUUGCCUGACCUGUGAUCAAAAGGCAUCUAUGGUUUCCUGCUACACUACUUGAAUUCUGUAAAAGUCCUUUUUUUAAAAAGAAAAAAAUCCACAGGUUCAUACUGUGUUGUUUUACAGACCGUAUCUGUUAAGUUAAUUUAAACAUCAGGUACACCAUAAUGAAUUUCUCUACACUGUCCUUUAAGAGAUCUGUUGCAAAUAUUAUUUCACAUUCUGUAUAGUUUUGCUGGGUUCAUUUAAAAAAUGGUUUAGGGGACCGUUGCCAAUGACCAAGUUGUACAUAAAGUGUCAGUGUAAGUUUUCUUUUCUUCGCACCUUCAGACCCUGUUGUGAAGAAUAAGUUCUUAAUUUUGUAAUUGGGCACUUAAUUCCUUUAACUUUUUCAUUACUAUUAUGAAAAGCUGACUAAUGUAUUGUGCCAGUGUUAAAUGCAUUAGUGUUAAUUUGGAAGGUCUGUGUUUGCAUGGUGCCAGUAACUGAUAAGUUUAUGUGAAAAUACAAACAAAAGGGAUGUGUAAGAUUCCACACUUUACCCAUAAACUUGAUUUGAUCACUCAUGACCCAAAAAAAAAAGGUUAAUUAACAAAGUUUUUGUUAUUUAUAUUGUCUAUCCAUUUGUACAACGACUAUGUUACUGUUUCCUCGGCAGUUGUUUCCACUGAAAAUACCCAAUAUUAAGUUUAUUUGGCAUGUAAGACAAACUGACACUUUAUUAUAACAAACUUGGCACGUGGAGUUAACUUUUUAUUUAUUUGAUUUUUAUAGAACGUUGCUUCUAUCUGAAUCUCUUGCCGCAUGUACAAAUAUUACAGAACAUAAAUGCAAAAUUCUAUUUGCCUAACUGUAGGGGUAGCUUGGGAAAAUAAAUAAGCCUUGCAGUGUGCCCAGAUAAGGGAAUUCUGACCAAGAAACUUCAGUUAUGGACAAGUUACUGACAAUAUCUGCUUGCCCUCUCUGUCUUGAUGUUAGGACUUCAGCUGUUUCUAAAUGCUGUGAUGGAGAGGAAAUUAAUUUCAGGGCCAGAAUUAUCUUGGGUUUUCUGACUCAAAACCAGCACUAACCACUAGUAGACUGGGAACUAAUGCAUUCAGAGAUGAUGAGCUUAAAAGUAUUUUCAAAAGUUGUAGACACUACUGUGCAAUUGUACUGUCAUAGUAGGAUGAUAUGCAUUUUAUAUAUAUUAAGUAUAUUAGUGACCAACAGCUAGACUGUGAACAGUUACAGAAUCCAAGUGACCAAAAAUCAAAUGUAGUUCAGACUGAUUUGCCAUCAUUGAAUUUCCCGUUUCAGAUACAUUUGGUAGCCAGUUGCGAGACACCAGUGAUGGCAGAACUCGACAUUUUGAGACAGGGGAAAAAAAAAAAGCUUUCAGGAGAAUUCUGGCCCAGCUGCCGAGAGUGGCAGUAGUAACUCCGAUCUUAAAAGGUAGAGGGUGCUGGCUGGUUUUUGCUUAUACCUGUGAAGUACAUGGUGGCAUUGGAAGUACUAUUAGGUAAGCUGCUUUCUUUUGUUGUGGUGGGGGAAGAUGGAAAUUAUCUGGCCAAAUAGUUAGGUAUGAAUAUAUGUAGAUUUGAGACUUAAUGAAUAUAGCAAACAUAGGUGUGCUAUUUGUAUCAUGGAGAACAUACCCCAUACUAAAUUUCUUGAGUGUUUGAUAGAUGUUGGAAGCUUUAGGGGCCAUUUGUGCCUAGUUUUGAGGUGCCUGUUUGAACCGCUUGAAAGCUUAUCAAAGAACACAACUGCUUCCUGGAAAGCCUAUUGUUUAGUACAAAAUUUGCCCCUUAUGCAGCUGGUUCAUCCUUCUUUUCAUUACUGAAGACCUUUGCCAGCGAGAAUGCCUGUAAACCUCUUAUCUGCAGUCUGUUGGUAUAAUUUUUUUGUAAAUUUACAAAUGACUGCCAGAAGAAUUUGAAUUCACUCUGAGGGGGGGGGAAAAAAACCCAAAACAAAGUGAUAGAAAUAAAGCCACCUUAGCCAAGGUCAAGGUAUAAUGUGGG
Messenger RNA from Chroicocephalus ridibundus (black-headed gull), 4509 nucleotides. RefSeq names its product ribosomal protein S6 kinase A6 (gene RPS6KA6). NCBI's taxonomy places the organism in Eukaryota, Metazoa, Chordata, Aves, Charadriiformes, Laridae. The record is from RefSeq and is a predicted model, not a curated record. The transcript has 22 exons. Gene Ontology annotation, molecular function: ATP binding; protein serine/threonine kinase activity; magnesium ion binding. Bases 198 to 2453 code for a protein of 751 amino acids. Gene Ontology annotation, biological process: intracellular signal transduction; peptidyl-serine phosphorylation.